CUUGUAGACGACACUAUUAACAAAAAGCUGGGCUGGUGCGCGUCUCCAUUUCCUUGACCCACCACUCGUCAAGCGCGUAGUCGUAUAAGGCUUUCAUUAUGAAGCUUGGACUUAGGAUAUACGAAUGCCGUUGCCGGCAGCUGGUGGCUAGGGCUGCUGGGCGAGUUGGAGGAGCGGCAACCCGGCGGAGAGUUUGGAGCACAGUCGCUGCCCUAUCUGGGCAGGCCUCAGCUGCUCGGCCAGGGCCCGAGAAGCCGACUUCGGCAUGGCCAAACAUCACUCCUGUUAUAAAAGAGAAGAUUGCGAUGUUCGAGGGACUGCAGGGCGACGAUUUCAGGCAUCCGCUGGACCAGCAAAACACCAGCAUGCUGCGGGCGGUGCCGGGGCUGGAGAUGGUGGCCAAGAACUUCAUGGGCCCGGUGGCCGAGCAAGUGCUGCUGCUUGAGAACAUCAGCACCAGCAUCAAGAUCGGGCCGGAGCAGCUGCCCUCCAUACACAAGCUGCUGGUGGACGCGGCCCGUAUUCUGCAGAUGGAGCCGCCGGAGCUGUACGUGCGCCAGCACCCCGUGCCCAACGCCUACACACUGGCCAUCGCCGGGCACAAGCCCUUCAUCGUCAUCCACACCGCUCUGCUGGAGCUGCUCACGCCCUACGAGCUGCAGGCUGUUCUGGCCCACGAGCUUGGGCACCUCAAAUGCGACCACGGGCUGUGGCUGACGGUGGCCAACGUGCUGGCCAGCGGCACCGUGUCGGUGCUGCCCGUGGUGACGGGCAUGGUGCAGGAGGCGCUGCUGCGCUGGCUGCGGGCGGCGGAGCUCACCUGCGACCGUGCGGCGCUGCUGGUGGCGCAGGACCCCAAGGUGGUCAUCUCCGCACUCAUGAAGCUGGCGGGCGGCUCGCCCUCCUUCGCCUCCGAGCUCAACGUGGACGCCUUCCUGCAGCAGAGCCGCUCCUAUGAGGAGGCCACCAACAGCCUGCUGGGCUGGUACCUGCGCAACGCCCAGACCGCGGCGCUCAGCCACCCGCUACCGGUGAUGCGCGCCCGCGAGAUCGACCGCUGGAGCCAGAGCACGCAGUACAAGGGCCUGGUCAGCAAGAACCGCAACCACCGAGUCCAGGUCAUGACCUCGCCGCAGCAGCCGGGGCAGGGCGGUGCCGGCGCCGGCGGCAUGGGCUCUGCCAGCGGCAGCGGCAUCGCGGGCGCUGGGUCAGGGACCGGAGGCGGCGGCGUGAACGGCGUGGGUGGCAUGGGCAGCGGCAUGAGCGUGGCUGGCGUGGGCGGGCAGGUCUACAACAUGGUCCGCUCGCCCGCGCCGCUGCACGCCAGCAGCCCAACCGGCGCCACCGGGGGGCCCGUCGGCGGCAGCGGGAGUGCCGGCGGCGGCGGCCGGGGCGGCUCCGCCGCCGCUGCGGCCAUGCCUGGUGGCCGCACCGCCGCCGCGGCGGCGGCGGCCGCCGGGCCUGCGCCGAUGGGCCCCACGGCGGGUGGUGGUGGCGCUGCGCGCCCGCCGCCCAUGAUGACCCCCGCGGGCCUGUGGGGAACGUCGCUGGGUGGCGCCAAGCCGCGGCGGUGAGGCCGCAAGGCGGUGGGGCUAGGAGCAGCUGCAGUUGCGUUUGUUCAUGCCGCUGACGUGUGACAGAUGUGGCGUUUAACGUGCUGCUCGCUAGCUUGCAGCUUUGCGGUGUCGCAUGCAGGCGAUCUAGGCAUGCAAUUGCUCGAGGUGUGGAAAUGGCUUCAUUACCAGUUUGCCAGUUUACCGCACGGCUACCAAACAGUUUUGUCUUACAGUUCGUGUGACCAUGACAGUUGACACGUAUCCAUACUCGCAUCCCAGCAACCGCACUUGACACCGGCAUGUGCAUCGCCGUGCGCAAUCAACAUCAGCGUAUGUUGAUCGGCAAAACAAACGGGGCCAGCUGCAAAUGAGUUUCACGCUAUGUGGCGUGGGUGACAUGCGUCGGUGACGUUCGUCUGUGUAUUCCCGAGAUUGCAUGUGUGCGCCUGGGGCGAACUGUCGGAACACUGUGACGGUGUGCAUCUUAGGAGCCGCACGUCUCUGUGUACGUGUACGGCGCUGGCAGCAGGUGCGCUGAUGGCGGUGAUGGAGCAGUUGGUGUGUCCAUGAGCGUAUUGGCAAGGGAAACUGUGUGUGCGUGUUACUAUUCUCCUAUAUGCCCCGCAAGUGAUGGGGCUGAUGGCAACGGGUCAAGUGAGUUCAAGGGGCGGUUGCUCUAGGGGAAGCCGCACGGCAGGCGGCUGCUGUACGGGCGGCGAGAUGGGCGCAUGGGGACGAGGAAGGUAGGCCCCGGCGGCGGUGCACGGUUGUGUUGUUGAGCUCCGUGGCAUGCCGUCAGUUGCUAUUGGUGUUGUUGUGUGUUCGUAUGUGUGUCCGCACCAUUGCGUGUGUGUCGUAUCAGCUGCAGGUGAGCAUUGCGGUGAAAGGGAAAGUGGCAUUAUGAAGCCAAGGACGGGCCUCCAUUGCCCGACUGGUGACUGCUUACGCUUUUCGCUACGUGUUGGUAUUUUGUGUCGUAGCGCUGGAGGGCUUACGUGGGUGCAAGAAGUGCAAGACGUGCAACAUAGCUGUGGGUUUAACUAAGCAGUUUGCGUGGGUUUUUGUACCAUAACACUGCAAGCGGCGGCUUUGGCUCAUCUCCACAAUAGAGCCAAAUGAACCGCUUACUGCGCAGCGCUAGGGGGGCCACACGCCACACGGCUACAAACGAGGACCUUUCGUUCAGCCGUGGUCAGGCACAGAGAUAUGCAGGCGCUGUGAUGGAGGUUGUGGGUGCGCGGUUCGAUGGCUCUUUGUAUGAUACGGUGGAACGUGUGUAGGUCAUCAAGGGCCGGGGAAUGGUGCAGGCGGAGGAGGCGCCACGUUGGCCGAAAGCGUUAAGGCGCUGAGGCCUGGGGUUCCAUGAAUCACUGGGAGACGGUGUGAGAGACUAAGGAAGUACUUAUGUUGGUGAAUGUGGCUGGGCUGUUCCUGGCUGCCGUGCUUGUGUUGGUCGGCCCUGGAUGCGGCGCUGUGGCAGCAGGCCUUGGAGUUUGAUGGGGCCCGGCGCGAGGCGCAGCGGUGACAGCAUCUGCAGGGGCCAUAACAUGCGCUCCCCCUAGCAUGUAAGGAGGUCUCUUU
Messenger RNA from Chlamydomonas reinhardtii, 3137 nucleotides. RefSeq lists its product as uncharacterized. The coding region runs from base 99 to 1574 and encodes 491 amino acids. The record is from RefSeq and is a predicted model, not a curated record. Gene Ontology annotation, molecular function: metalloendopeptidase activity. Gene Ontology annotation, biological process: CAAX-box protein processing. The transcript is spliced from 11 exons. Gene Ontology annotation, cellular component: endoplasmic reticulum membrane. NCBI's taxonomy places the organism in Eukaryota, Viridiplantae, Chlorophyta, Chlorophyceae, Chlamydomonadales, Chlamydomonadaceae.